CUAAGAAUUAGAAUACAAAUAGCUUUUGUAUUUGUAUAGUUUGAGAAAUAUUUGAAUACUAUUAUUGCUUUUACCUGAUUGUAGGAAUGGAAAUUCUAAAGGCUGAAAGAAUAAGGUUAAAAAUUGACUAUACUGUAACUUACAUACUGGCGAUAAUGUCUUAUGUAAACAGACACCUGACACCUUGAGGAAGAAGAGGAAGGAGAAACAAUGAAACUGUUGUUUAAACUUAGAAUGUACUAGAAGCCAUAGGUGGUGAAGCGAAUUGUUAAGUGUUGAACAGGGUUGUGCUUUUCUUAAGCACGUAAGAGUAAAUUUAAUGUAAAUAACCUUCAACUCAUAUUUCUUUCACUUUUAUAAAAAAUAAGAUUUUGAUAUUUUCGACAACAUUAUGAUGGAUUUCAAGUACAACACAUCGUUGCUACUUUUUGGAAAAACUGCUAAGAUAGUUUGAUAAGAAGAUACAUAAAUAGCCAGUGUCAGAAGUGCAAAGCUAUUUGUGAUGAAUUUUAUUUGUUGUUAUUCAGCACACAGUUAAGUUUGGGGAUCAUGGAAGAUAAUGGACAAAAAAAUGGCACUGAGGUCAACAUUUCUGCAAAUGAAGAUAAAACAAUGUCUGCCAACCUAAAAUACCUUUCCUUGGGAAUUUUGGUCUUUCAGACCACCAGUUUGGUUCUAACAAUGCGUUAUUCUAGGACUUUAAAAGAAGAGGGACCUCGUUAUCUAUCCUCUACAGCAGUGGUUAUUGCUGAACUUUUGAAGAUAAUGGCCUGCAUUUUAUUAGUCUACAAAGACAGCAAAUGUAGUCUAAGAGCAUUGAAUCGAAUACUACAUGAUGAAAUUCUUAAUAAGCCUAUGGAAACCCUUAAACUUGCUAUUCCUUCAGGAAUAUAUACUCUUCAGAAUAAUUUACUGUAUGUGGCAUUGUCAAAUCUAGAUGCAGCUACUUAUCAGGUCACAUAUCAGUUGAAAAUUCUUACUACAGCAUUGUUUUCUGUGUCUAUGCUUAGUAAAAAAUUAGGUGUGUACCAGUGGCUUUCCCUAGUGAUUUUGAUGGCAGGAGUUGCUUUUGUACAGUGGCCCUCAGAUUCUCAAGAACUUGAUUCUAAGGAACAUUCAGCUGGCUCUCAAUUUGUAGGCCUCAUGGCAGUUCUCACAGCAUGUUUUUCAAGUGGCUUUGCUGGGGUUUACUUUGAGAAAAUCUUAAAAGAAACCAAACAAUCAGUGUGGAUAAGAAAUAUUCAACUUGGUUUCUUUGGUAGUUUAUUUGGAUUGAUGGGUGUAUACAUUUAUGAUGGAGAAUUGGUAUCAAAGAAUGGAUUUUUUCAGGGAUAUAACCAACUGACCUGGAUAGUUGUUAUUCUUCAGGCACUUGGAGGCCUUGUAAUAGCUGCUGUUAUUAAAUAUGCAGAUAAUAUCUUAAAAGGAUUUGCAACCUCUUUAUCCAUAAUAUUAUCAACACUGAUAUCCUAUUUUUGGCUACAAGAUUUUGUGCCAACCAGGUAAUUUCUUCUCUUCUAUUUC
Messenger RNA from Talpa occidentalis (Iberian mole), 1524 nucleotides. RefSeq names its product UDP-N-acetylglucosamine transporter-like. Gene Ontology annotation, molecular function: UDP-galactose transmembrane transporter activity. The transcript has 7 exons. The coding region runs from base 550 to 1506 and encodes 318 amino acids. The record is from RefSeq and is a predicted model, not a curated record. Lineage: Eukaryota; Metazoa; Chordata; Mammalia; Eulipotyphla; Talpidae. Gene Ontology annotation, cellular component: Golgi membrane. Gene Ontology annotation, biological process: pyrimidine nucleotide-sugar transmembrane transport.